AUGCUAGGAAGCACAGGCCUUAACUGGCUUUCAGAAGAUUGUGGCAAAACAAUAAAAGCUUUAAACUAUGGACAACCAAUGGAAGAAUAUCACUUUCAUCCUACAGAAAGAGACUGGGGAUUAGCAGCGUCCUGGAGCAAAUGCUCAGAUUUCGUAGGUAAAUCCUGCAAAAAAUACAGAGCUGUUUAUCUGACAAAAAAUUUAGGAGAAACUUGGACAAAAGUUGUGGAUUAUACUGUCCAAUUUUCAUGAGCAUAUAAAAAUUUAGCACAAAAUAUCAGAAAAAAUAUCCCAAAAAAAAGAAUUUAUGUCACAAGAAGUUUGGAGGAAUGAGACCAAAAGGUGGCAGGAUGAAGCUAUAAUGUUGAUAUGAUAAAAAGUGAUGAUUUUGGCUCGAUAUUUUUUGUCAGAAAAUUAAAUAAUUACCCCUCAAAAAUCUCUAUAUAAAUGGUGUUAAAAAAAUUUUCUAAAAUGACCUAGAUUUUUUCAAAACCUCUUCAAUUUUAGUCCCACAUUGAAUAAAUUUUUACUAG
This is a messenger RNA of Blepharisma stoltei, 533 nucleotides long. The record is from the annotation of a GenBank genome assembly. Lineage: Eukaryota; Ciliophora; Heterotrichea; Heterotrichida; Blepharismidae.